AUGCGAAAAGAAAAAAUUUGUGAAAUGGCAUGGAAAUUUACUGGCAAUACCGAUUUUGAUUUAAAUGCUGGCCGUAAUGCAUUUCGAUGUGAUACAGGCAUUGAUGACUGGGAAUAUGCUGACAGUGAAACAAUAAUGCGUCGUAACUCAGCAAUUCGAUCAUUCACUGAAUCGGUUGAUUCGGAUUUUCCACCAGCUCCGGAAUUGCCUCCUUCGUUAAAUAUCGAUUUGCAUUAUCCAGAAGAAGUGUUAAGAAGAAGUGAAACAUCGGAGACAAUUAUUGAGAGAAAACCUAAACAAUCGUUACAAGAUGUGGUCAGUGGUACUCAAAAAUAUCCUGUAAUGGUACCUGGUCCAGGUCAUGUGGAUGAGGAACAAGAACUUCAUGCAAGUCUUUUGCAUCAGGAUGACGAAGGCUCUGAAAGUGAUAUGGAAAUUCGUAAUUUCCAGACGGAACAAUCGUUGAAUAUUACCAAUACAAAGCAACAGCAAAAAAGACGUGAUCGUGAUCAUGAAGCAUUACGUCAUGAAUAUUCAGUAUCAACGCUGGAACGACCACGACCAACAACGCCAACGUCAUGGUGCGCUAUUGAGAAUUACGUAGAAGGUUCCAUAGAAGCUGAUUCACCACCGAUCGUAGAAAAAAAACAAAAGAUUCACGUCAGUAUACCAAAUCAUAAUGCACCACAAACACCAAAACGUCGUCGUCGAGCAUCCAUGUCAUGGUUUGAUUUUUAUGAAACAAUGUCAACACAAAUACCAUCACAAGUUCGUAAAUCAAUUUCUGGUCGUACUACACCACUAAAUAAUUAUGAUGGUGAUAUACUGGAAGAAGAUCCAAAAUAUCGAAAUGUAGCACCACCAAAACCAGUCAUCCAUCGUCGUUCAUCAACUGAUUGGGAAAGUUUCAUAGAUAAUGCAGAAUCUGAAAUAUCGAAAUCUGAGGAAAAGAACGAUAUGAGAAAAUCGGAUAUUACAACAAAUAAUGGUGAUGAAGAACUGACACCGAAUAAAUAUGACAUGCAAGGGACAUCAGAUGAUCAAAAGAUGUCACCAAAUUCUAGAGCACUGAUGGAACCUUCUGAAGAUGCUGAAAAUAAUAGACAGAUUUUUACAUCUCAUACCAAUAAUACCACCUGCUAUACAGAUAAAUCAGAAAUUACCUCAGUAACACAAGCACCAGAUUGGUCAGAAAAUUUUGAACAAAAGGAAGAAAUUAUGAUAAAACAGAAAAAAAGUACAACAAGCAAUGAUGCCAAUACGGAACGAAACGAAUCAAGAGGUAACGUUGAAUUACCAGAUCAGGUAUACGGUACGGAACAAUAUCCUGUUAUUCCUGAAACUGAAUCAACGAUACAUUACGAUAUAAGUUCAAAUUACGAGAAUGCAGGAAAACAGAAUGCUGAUAGCUCUGAAAUGACAGGUUUUCAACAAACAGGUGACACUACACUUAAUCAACAACCAGUGGAGUAUGAACAAUAUACUUAUUCUUACAAUGAACCACAGAUUCAAAGCUUUGAUGAAGUGAAAAAUGUAAACUACGAUUACGGUACGACAUCGUAUCCUGAUUAUGAACAACAACAACAGCAGCAAAAUGAAGUGUUUACAAAUUAUCAAGAUUAUAACGAAAUGAAUUAUGGAACAACGUAUCAAAGCUAUAAUCAACAAUCAACUGUAAGUGAAGACUACACACAACAACUGAUAACAAAGCAGGAUUACGAUCAACAACCUACCGUACUUCCUGAUUACGGUGCUUCACAAUAUGAUCAAUCACAAGGAUAUACCUACAAUAGCUAUAAUACUUAUGCGUCAUCUUAUAUGCCAUCAGCAAAUGACCACCAAAAUUAUGAAAGUCAGACUGGUUCAGAAUCUUAUCCAGGUAUUGUUAUAGAAACAACCGGUGAUUACGAUAUGUCACAUUAUCAACAACCUGUUGCAGAAAAUUCUACUACAUCUCUUCACUCUAAUGAUGGUUAUCGAUCUCCUAUGAUACCACAAUACAUUGCACCAUUAUUUCCAGCCGUAAUUAGGUCGGAACCAAAUCCAUUUUCUUGGGAAGCACAAGAAAGUGUAGCAGCAACGGUUACACAAUCGAUGCCACAACCUGAUAUCCAGUCAUCACAAGCAUUUUCUACUGAAACAUAUCAACAAAAAGAAAUAGCAACGGAAAAUGAUAAUAGCGUUCAAAAUGAUGUAGAAACGAGACGAAAACCACCUUUACGACCUGCUCCCCCAUCGCCAUCCGUUGAACGUCCAGUACCACCAACACGACCUCCAGUACCACUCCCAACAACAAAAUCAAAAUAUUCCAUUGAACCAUCAAUGCAUCAACAAUUACCGCCUAAAUUGAUGGAAUCAGAACCAGAAGAAGAUGCAUGGACACAGUUCAAAAAAUUAACAGAAAAAGCUACAUCAGCUGUGAAAUCAACUGAAGAAAAAUUGAGAGAAUUGGAAAAGACUACAGCAGCCAAAGAUAUCAAAGAUGAAAGUUACCUCUCACAAAUUGGUGGUUCUCAAGCCUAUAUUCCGGAACAUGCCUAUAAGCAAGCACGAGAGCAGGGAUCUCUGAUUGCACCGAUAAAAGAGAAAAAAAAGAAUAAACAUGGAAAAUCAAAGAAAAUACCGGAACCGGAAUUGACAUUAGCACAGGAAGAUGAUAUGGAUCGAGCUGCUAUGGAAUUAGCAAAGAAGAUGGCUGCUACAAGAAUUGAUUUACAGGAUUGGAAGCCACCAACAGAACAACAAGGACCAUCAAGUCCUAACCAACAAUCAAACAAAUCACCUGAGGAAAUUCCAAUGACAAUGCUAGCAUCAGCUAAAUCGAGCAGUAACGAUGCUGUAAACAAGGAAGCUUCAGAAACAUUUGAAGAAACAAAUACCGCAGCAACUUUUAGCCCAAAGCUAGAGAAUCGAACUUGGACUGCAUUUGAUGAUUCACAGCCAACUGAAUUACCAAUAUCUGAAUCAGGUUUUUUCACAAAUGCCUCUGUAGCUCCAGUUUCGCCUGAUAAAGCAUUUGGUUUCACUGUUGCGCCCAAUGAACUUAAUGCUUCGAUCAGUGAAAAUUUAAUUGAUGAGGAUUAUGAUCCAUUCAAUGUACCUUCAGCAGAUGAUUUAGUUAAAGAAGCAAAAUUACGAGCUGCUGCUGCAUUAGCUGCAGAAGAAACUGAAGAAGAUAUUAACUUUUUUGCUACUGCUAAAAUAAAUGAAGAAAAAAAAAGUGAUAUUAGCACACCAACACAAGAAGGUGGUAGUCCAGCUAGUUCACGACCUGCUGGAUUUGAUGAUGAAUUCCGUAUGGAAGAUGGUAAUAUCAGUACACCAAGUCCAUUAUACGAUGAAGAUGAUAGUGAGCCAUUGACUGAUUUUCCAGAUAAAUUUACCGGUGAUGGUUGGGAAAUGAUGAUUCGAUAUCCUAUAAAGAAGAAAAUUAUGAGUGAUCGUUACUGGAAGCCAUGUUAUGUGAGAAUACGUAACAAUACCCUUUUUUUGUUCAAUUCAAAAACUGAACAGAAACCAUUUAUGGAAAUUUUAUUACAGGCGACGUAUUCUCUUUCUGAUCCAACAUUACAAGCAUAUGAUGUUUAUGGCAAAAUUCAUACAGUAAAACUGCAAUAUGUUUUAUACAAAGAACGUGUUGGUAUCAGACCAGGACAAAUUUCACGAUUGGUAGAAGGACAUGUGACAAAAUAUGGUUUACCAUUAGAACAUUCAGCACAAUGCACAGUAAUACUAAAAUUUGGUUCAUUAAAUGCAUCUGAAUUGUUUACAUUUGUUGUCACAAUUGAAGAUAUUCUCUUUCGCUGCGUGGCUAUACGAAAUAAUACUCCGUUAUAUAAGCAAGAUGAAGUUCAGAUUCAUUGUUACGAUGAAUAUGCUGCAUAUGUGGACAAAUUCAAUAUUUUGAGCGAUCAAAAAGCUCGUGUACGAUUAUUUUGUCUUGCAUUUGUUUCCGGAUCACCCAUACUUGAAAUUGGUCUCAAUGAUCGUCGUAGACAAGGAAAGGAAAUAGUUCGUCGGAAAGAUAUUUUACCAAUGUAUACCGAAAGAUGGAUACGAUUUGAAAAUCUUGAAUUUCACAAUACAGUUGAAAAAGAAAUUUUUGAAAAAGAACAAAUAAUUCGACUUUCACCACCUGAUGGAUGCUUUUUUGAGGUAAUGAGAUUUCGUGUGAGGCCACCAAAAAAUCGCGAAAAGCCAUUAACAGUAAAAUGUGUGAUGAAAAUUGCUGGUUCUAAGGUUGAAAUUCGAAUUGAAGCUAUGGCAGCAGCACAAACAGAGAAAACAAAAGGUGAUUUUAGUAGCAAACGUCAGGUACCAUGCGAAGAUAUUCAGAUUCGUUUUCCAGUACCUGAAGCAUGGAUUUAUUUGUUUCGUGAAGAACGACGUUGGGGUGUUGGAUCGGUGCAUGCUAAAGUAAGACGUCCGGGUAAAGUUAAGAAUCUCAAAGAUCGUCUAAUGGGUACAGUACACAAUGUUGAAAAUUCACUCAUUGAAGCAGGUAUUGGUGAAGCAAAAUAUGAACAUGUUUUUCGUGCUUUAGUAUGGCGUAUUCCACGUCUUCCAGAAAAAUUUCACGCUGCAUACAGGGAGCAUUUAUUGCGUUGUCGGUUUGAACUUUCAUCAUUUGAUUUAAUGCCUGAAACAUUUGCGCCAACAUGUGAUGUGGAAUUUACAAUGCCACUUGCAAUGAUUAGUAAUACAGUGGUACGAUCAGUUAGCGUUGAACAACAUGAUGAUAGCGAUCGAGUGGAAAAAUUUGUGCGAUAUGUGGCAAAAUGUACUUAUAAAGUUGAAAUAGAUUAUGUUCAGUGUUCUGAUUUGGAUAUUGAUCCUAUAUUUGAUCCAACUACAGCUAAUCCAGCAGCUAAUCAGGAAAGCAUACCUGAACAGCAUAAAGCAAUGUUUAAUCCGGAUGAAGUGAACGAAUUGCAUGCAGGAUAUAGGAUCGAUUUUUCUGAUGCAGAAAUUGGUGCUAAAAGGCAUAAUGAUGCUGAUUCGAGUAGUGAUGAAGAAGAAAAUCGUAGUGCAAUGCCAAUGAUUCAGAUCGAUCCGAAGCAGUACGGUUAUUGA
Brugia malayi is the source of this 5073-nucleotide messenger RNA. RefSeq lists its product as uncharacterized. The record is from RefSeq and is a predicted model, not a curated record. Gene Ontology annotation, cellular component: AP-2 adaptor complex; synaptic vesicle. The transcript is spliced from 30 exons. Gene Ontology annotation, biological process: regulation of endocytosis; clathrin-dependent endocytosis; synaptic vesicle endocytosis. Lineage: Eukaryota; Metazoa; Nematoda; Chromadorea; Rhabditida; Onchocercidae. Gene Ontology annotation, molecular function: clathrin-cargo adaptor activity. Bases 1 to 5073 code for a protein of 1690 amino acids.